ACGGACACAAAUUUUGAACUGCAUCUCAAUUCAAACUUAAUCCCCAUUGCUUCGCUCUUCUUCUUCCUUCGAUCCCUUUUACUCCUGCUAGCAACAGUACAACUCCUUCCCCGAACGAUCAGAGAGAUCACAGAUUCGACAUUUCUCGAGCCGAUUCGACCAAUCAAUGUCUUUUUCUCCGUCUCUCUCGUUCCCGGCGACGCUGCUGCCGGUGAGGAGGCCUGCGGCGCCGGCGGCGGCCCGGAGUCGGACCCGGUGCGGCGCGGCGCCCGGGCCGCGGGACAGCCGGUACCACGGCGGCGCGCUGGUGGACUCGGGCAUGGCGGUGCUGCGGCGGCGGAUCCGGGAGGCGCGGAUGGCGGAGACCAACUACGAGGCGCCGCCCGGGUGGGCCGGAUGGGAGAAGCGCUACUACCCGGCUUACGUCUCCGACGUCUCCGCACUCGCCGGCGCGCUGCAGCUGCUCGCCAUGGGCACCCGCCCCACCGUCGCCGCCGCCGUUGUCGCCGUACUGCUCGCCGGCGUCCCGGUCUCUGCUGCGGUCUUGCUGCAUCAUCUAGCGGUGGCGGCGGAGGCCGCUCUGCACCACGUUUCUUGACUGACUGGUUCGUUGAUUUAUUUAUUCGCCGGCGAUGUGUGCGGCUAAUUCAAUGCCUGCAAUGUGUGUAUAGUGUGACUGGUUCAUUUGUUGGAUAUGUAAUUCUUUGUGUUUUAGCUAAUUCGGUUUAGUUCUUACACAUUGUAUAGAAAGGAAUACUUAUAAUUUAUCUUUGGAGCAGCAGUCGUCUGAAGUUGAUGGCCAACAUGUUUCAUUUUGUUCUCCUGACAAUCUUGUGCAAAAUUAAUCUAUACAGACAAAUUCGAGAAA
Molecule: messenger RNA, 868 nt
Organism: Brachypodium distachyon (stiff brome)
Lineage: Eukaryota; Viridiplantae; Streptophyta; Magnoliopsida; Poales; Poaceae
Exons: 1
Coding region: 167-598 (143 amino acids)
Source: RefSeq, a predicted model, not a curated record